This is a messenger RNA of Ogataea philodendri, 1170 nucleotides long. RefSeq lists its product as uncharacterized. NCBI's taxonomy places the organism in Eukaryota, Fungi, Ascomycota, Pichiomycetes, Pichiales, Pichiaceae. The coding region runs from base 1 to 1170 and encodes 389 amino acids. The record is from RefSeq and is a predicted model, not a curated record. The transcript has a single exon.
AUGAUGUCCGUUGAAUCCAAGAUCCACUAUAGCAAGCCGCAAGGUCCACCCCCAGGAUCGACCGUAUCCUCUCCAAUUGCAUCCAGACUGGCCAGUGCACAAUCGAGUGACACUGUUGUUCGCCGCGCUGAACUAUCAACAACCAACGAGGACGAUAUCGAGUCCAAGUACCAGCCACUGUUGACUCAUUCGUACAAGACCAUCAAUCGAAUCCAGUCUCCUAAGACUUUCGAGAACUAUUUGAGACUGAUUGGAAAGAAGAAGAAGAGUUUUUUUGGCGGUAAUAAAGAAACUAAAGGUGUUGCCAAAUUAUUUGCAACCAAAGUAAUUACCUGUUUCCAGGACGGCUUACCAUUCUACGCGCAUGACGAGGCGGUUCUUAACCAACUUAUUGAAUCAAACUGUCUUCCCAGAAUACAACAAGUUGCCCAGACGUUUGGAGUGCCCGGCCAGGAGUACUCGUUCUAUGAUCUGAGUCAACUUUGUUUGUUCAAGAUCUUUUUCUAUAUCGACAAUUCCGGCUCAAUGAGAACAGGCAAUCGGUUACAGCAGCUGCACGAUUUCCUGAAACUGUUUAUGAAGAUCAACGUCAGCACACAACCGCUCAGACUGAAAUUCAUGAACAACCAUCAGGAGAUCUACCAAUUCCUCAAGUACAACCACAACGUUGACUGUGACUGUAUCGAGACAGAGCAACAGUUGGACCUUGUUCUGUCCAACUUGGUGGUUGGCGGAGUCACUCCGUUGGCCACUAAUUUGUACGAGCUGAUCUUGAAGCCAGAGAUCAGAUCCCGUAAACUUGCACAGCCUUUACUUAUUGUCACGUUUACGGAUGGAGCACCAAAUGGAGACAGAUACAAGCUCGACAAGGUCAUCAAGAUGGCCCAGAAAGAACUGAAGGAGAACAAUAUGCCUAAACGGUCGAUCUGCUACCAAUUUGCACAGAUCGGCACCGACCUGGACGCAGGCGAGUACCUGGACAGUUUGGAUAACGAUUCUAAUAUUGGAGACGUGAUUGAUUGCACAUCUCCAAUUGAGAUCGAGAUGAAACAGAUUGCGCGUAAAAAUAAGGAGCUAUCAACUGAAGUCAACUAUGUGAAGAAGUUGCUUCUAGGAGCCAUUGAUAUCUCGUACGAUUCGCUUGAUGAGGUUAACCAUCGCAUUUAUUAG